UGGUAUGUUAACUAUUCAGAUUUAGUAGAUGGUCUUGACAGGACAGUAAAGAAGCGGCCUGAACGGUGUCUACACUAAUCCACUUUUACUGCAUUGUUAAAAGUUGCGAGUGGUUUUACAUAAAAUAAUGGAAACACAUCGCGCCGUGACGUCACCUUGUAAUAUACCGUAGAAUAGUGGGGAUAGCACAAUUUCACAUCACUCUUCCUUACGUAUGAACGGUGAAAAUAAGCUGUGUUGUGUUUGUUCCGAAAAAAAAAUGAGUGACAACUAUCCUGAGUAUUUAAAUCCUUUCUCCGAGGAUCUAAAACAAAAACCAAAGUUGACAAUUCGACAUUCGUUUAAGGAAUUGAAGAGAAGCCUGAGGCAGUCCUUUCGAAUAAAGAAGAAAGAUGAGGGAGAGGUGACGUUACGUCAAAAAACUGAAACUCUUCAGCGGCUUCCUGUAUCGUAUCCUGCUCCUAGUCAACGCAUAACCGAAGCACUUCCACGCUCUAGAUUCCAUGAAAGAGUGUCAAGAAGUGAUUAUCGCACAAACACAGGUUCCAAUCCGUUCGAAGAAGAGGAAACUGAUGAAACAAGAUCCAUGAUAAUCAGACGGCGAAUGAAGAAAAGGGCACCACUCCCACCUCCUAAUAAGUCGAUGUCUAGUCAACAUAUAAACGACGACAAAUUAGAAGUUUCAGCUGGUGGUUCCCAUUGGAGUUUAACUUCAGUAGAGACUGAUUAUUCGGGUUCGUUGUAUAACACAAUCACAAGGGAAGAAAACGAACCAGAAGCGAAGAGAGAAUCCAUGGUCGAAAAAUUUGUGGACUUCAAUAAAAAUAUGGGCACGCUUAAAGACGAUACCAACAAUAAUGUAAUUACCAAAGAGAAUCAAGAAAUUGAGUCAAAUAGCAAUAUUCCAGAUUUAGUAGUGUCUUGUCCUAGUGAAAGUGAUAGUACUAAGUUAGCGAACAAUAGUAGUGAUGCGAAAAACGAAGCAGACGAUGAAGAUAAAAAAUCUCUGGUUUCUGAAGACGAUAGCGCAGAGCUGGUUAUUAAAGACAUUACAGAUAAUAUGAUAGUUGUUGAAAAUACAAACAACACGCAUGAAGAAAAUGUAAUGAACGAUGAAGUACAGACAGACGAAGAUGAGGAGCCGUAUUUAUAUCAUGAAAAGAAAUCACUUUACAUAGCUGGGUCCAGAGAUGAACUAAAUGAUUCCGACACAUACACUGGACGCGUGUCUUUAUAUAUAACAGGAUCUACCGACGACCUUGAUGCUAGUAAUAAUAAUGAAGUGUGUAAUAAAAACGGAAUUGAUGGAAAUAGUAACGAUGAUGUGGUUCCGAUUCCCAAGCAAAGGAAAAAUAAAUUAACUAAAAAUAUGCUUCUAGGAGUGUAAAACUUAUUGGUUAUAUUUUUUAACUAUGAUCAAAUAAAACAGACUCUUGUUUUAA
Messenger RNA from Zophobas morio, 1442 nucleotides. RefSeq lists its product as uncharacterized. Bases 215 to 1387 code for a protein of 390 amino acids. The record is from RefSeq and is a predicted model, not a curated record. Lineage: Eukaryota; Metazoa; Arthropoda; Insecta; Coleoptera; Tenebrionidae. The transcript is spliced from 4 exons.